Humulus lupulus (European hop) is the source of this 2073-nucleotide messenger RNA. RefSeq lists its product as uncharacterized. The record is from RefSeq and is a predicted model, not a curated record. NCBI's taxonomy places the organism in Eukaryota, Viridiplantae, Streptophyta, Magnoliopsida, Rosales, Cannabaceae. The transcript is spliced from 5 exons. Bases 277 to 1713 code for a protein of 478 amino acids.
GAAGGAUCAGACAACCCACCAGUUGUUGCGGCUCUUUGGAGAGAGAAACUAUUUUACAGUGAGAGAGAGAGAGAGAGAGAGAGAGAGAGAGAUGGUGACUGCUAUGGAGAUGGGAUCUCAGUCUCUCACCAGCUCAAUCACUGCUGUUAUCACUUCCAACCACUGUGUUUGAUCAAUUGAACAACUUUGCUUCUUCUUCAUCUUCUUCUUCAGUAGGACUUCGAGAAUCAUUGCAGCAUAGUUAUCUUGUAGUUUUGUGCUCCUUAAAGAACCUCGAUGGCUUCCAGAUUUCCAUCUCAUCAGCUCAGCAAUGGGUUGUAUGUAUCAGGCCGGCCUGAGCAGCCAAAAGAGAGGACUCCCACAAUGAGCUCAACAGCUAUGCCCUAUACUGGUGGUGAUAUUAAGAAGUCAGGAGAGUUGGGAAAAAUGUUAAAUGUCCCUGAUGGUUCAAAGUCUAGGAAAUCUGGACACAUCAACAAUCCUCCUUCGAGGACUGGAUCGUUUGGAGGUGCUGUGUCACAUUCAGGACCUAUUUCAUCUAAUGCUGCGGGUCGUAGUGUUUAUACUUCAGGUCCUGUAUCUUCUGGUUCUGGUUCAGCUGCAUUAAAAAAGACAAAUUCUGGACCAUUGAACAAACAUGGGGAACCUAUGAAGAAAGUAUCUGGCCCUCAAUCAGGAGGAGCCACUCGCCAAAACUCUGGCCCUGUUCCAAAUCUUCCCACUACAGGCCUUUUAACAUCUGGGCCAAUUCAUUCUGGCCCUCAGAAUUCAUCUGGACCCCCUAAGAGAGUAUCUGGUAGUUUAGAAUCUAUGGGAUCAAUGAAAGUACCUGGUUCCGCUGUCGUUCACAAUCAGGCUGUCACUACCCUGAGCCAAGAUGAUGAGUUUUCCUUUAGGAGGAACUUUCCAAAGCCAGUACUUUGGUCUGUGAUACUGUUGUUCGUGAUGGGUUUCAUAGCUGGUGGUUUUAUUCUUGGAGCAGUUCAUAAUGCCGUUCUUCUCAUUGUUGUAGUGAUUCUCUUUGCCUUUGUUGUCGCAUUAUUCACUUGGAAUACUUGUUGGGGCAGAACAUCUGUCGUAAAUUUCAUUUCUAGUUAUCCAGAUGCUGAGCUUAGAAGUGCAAAAAAUGGUCAACUUGUGAAAGUUUCUGGGGUGGUUACUUGUGGUAAUGUGCCUCUCGAAUCAUCCUUCCGAAAAAUUCCUAGGUGUGUCUAUACAUCAACGAGUUUGUAUGAGUACCGAGGAUGGGGUUCGAAACCAGCAAACUCCACACAUCGUCGUUUUACUUGGGGAGUCAGAUCCUCAGAGAGGCAUGUGGUAGACUUCUACAUAUCAGACUUUCAGUCUGGCUUGAGAGCUUUGGUUAAGACUGGUUAUGGAGCAAGGGUGACUCCGUAUGUCGAUGACUCCUUCGUUGUUGAUGUGAACCCAACAAAUGAACACUUGUCUCCAGAGUUUGCCAAGUGGUUGAGGGAGAAAAAUCUUUCAAGCGAUGAGCGUACAAUGCGACUGAAAGAAGGGUACAUCAAGGAAGGUAGCACAGUUAGUGUGAUGGGAGUUGUACAAAGGAACGAUAAUGUACUCAUGAUCGUCCCUCCGCCAGAGCCAUUGACAACAGGUUGCCAAUAUAUGCAGUGUAUCUUUCCCUCUAAUCUUGAAGGAAUUGUUUUGAGAUGUGAAGACUCGUCCAAGAAUGAUGUGAUACCUGUUUAGUUUGAAUGUGCUCGUUAGAUUUUCCCGCGCUUGAUCUGUCAAGCAAUUUUUUGGGUCGCCGGUAUAAAAAUUUACUGUGGUAAUGGCGGCGGUGGCUGCUUUUGGUAGUUGUAAACGAAAAGGAGUGUGGUAAUUCGUUUAUGGUGAUGUUCCAAUUCACAUUUUCUUUUAGUUGGUGUAUAGCUUCUAGCAAUUCAUUUCUAUUAUCUUCUUUUUCUUUUUUUUUAGGUUUGAAAGCUUUUGCAAUGGGGUGUGAAUUUGAUGUAGUGGGGAAAUUUUAUGUGAUUUGAAACAUUGAGCAGACUCCAAAUACAUUAUAAAAAAAAAGAAGCAAAGUGUUAUAUAUUUCAUUACCUUGAA